AUGGCUACUCUGGGCCCAGGCACUCUCCUGAUUCAUGAUUUUCUGGCCGUCUUUACUGUUGCGUCCAGACCCCUGAAGCCACGAGCCUCCUAUGAAUUUCUGGAUGUCUCUGGCUUGGCCAAGGAUGACAUCGAUGCUGCUGUCAAGACCAUCCUGUGCCGAGAAAACUACGUCAUAAAGGAAGUAGACAAGUAUCUGCAGCACCAAGACUUUUUAAAUGAAAGAAGGAGAGAGAUGCUGCACAAGAGAUGGGUUGAGAACGUUGCCUGUCCUCUCCAGCAGAAAAUCAUUGACAAAGUCGGUUCCCCCAGGGAUAUUGAAAAGAGGAAGCGCCUGGAGCUGGAUGACUACUUGAAGUUCAAGAAUGCCAUGGGUUAUGUAUCUUUAGAAACCUACGAUUCUAAGACAUAUGAUCCCUUUUACAUGAUGAAUAAGGACCCGUAUUAUUUAAAGGUCAUGGUUCCACCGUUCCUUGAUCCUCUGUUAAAAGCCCAACGAGACCGGGACCAGGAGAACAGAGUGCUCCUUCAGUGUGAGAGAGGAAAAACAUACACGCUGAAGAUGUUCAGAGACACCGAGAAAGCUGAACUGCUGGCCAGGCUGCCCCAGUCAUCCCUCACCCGGCAGAACAUAGGCCCCAACGAUUGGCUCGCCAUCUCUGCUGGCUACGUGGAAAGUGACCUUUGUAAAAAGUCCAGGUUAAAAGUGAAAGUGGAUCGUAACCGGAUCAGCUGGGCCUUGAGAAAGGCUUUCUACCCUUCCGAAGCGGAGUCCGAAGAAGAGGAGACCGUCAAAAUGGCCCAUGAAUCGUUGGACUGUUUUGAGGCUCAGCUUCUUUUCCUGUCGUGGGAAUCCCAGCACCCGCCCUCCUCGAGGAAGGCCCGUUCAGAGCGCCUAGGGAAGGGGGAGUUGGUGUGGUUAGUCGUGGCCAGCACAGCUCACGCCACGGAUGAGGCACCGCCGCCCGCGUCCUCUCUGCGGCUUCCUACUGCUGGAUGUGGCAUCUCGUGGUGCCUCCAUUCUCUCCCCGGCAGUGGUCAGGAGGCCUCCCUCAGCUCUCAAGACAGCACCCCGAGUCGCAAUUACUGGGCUGACUCUGCGGGCACAUCCGAAGCUCGCAGGGCCGCCGCUAGGGGCACCACCUGCCGCUGGAAAAGCCUCCCGGAAUUCAGCGCCCUCUAA
Gracilinanus agilis (Agile Gracile Mouse Opossum) is the source of this 1182-nucleotide messenger RNA. RefSeq names its product protein FAM228B-like. The record is from RefSeq and is a predicted model, not a curated record. Bases 1 to 1182 code for a protein of 393 amino acids. Lineage: Eukaryota; Metazoa; Chordata; Mammalia; Didelphimorphia; Didelphidae. The transcript has 10 exons.